AGGUCAUUUUCUUUCUUUAAUUGUGUUCUUCUUUCCUCUCCUCUCCUCUCAAAUUUUAUUCCAUCGACGCCGGAUGACGGUUUAGAUCAAAGAUUACCUAGGGAUUUCUCUGCGGUCACCGGACAUGCCAACGACGGCGGCGAGCAACCGGCCGGAGGACCUGACGGAGAGAUUAAGCGAGGUGGGUGGCGUGGGUAAGGGAGAAGCGCUCUUGAAGGUCCUUCGGGAGGUUAAGAACCAGAUAAUUGGAAACAAGACGAAGAAGCUUCGAUACCUUCAUCUCGGCGCUGUCCCUAAGAUCGUCUCAGUGCUCGCCGCGUUCGCUUCUGAUGGCGGUGAUUCGGCCAUCAUCGUGCAGGCGGCUGCCGUUAUCGGCAGCUUCUCGUGUGGAGUGGAGGAUGGGGUCCGGGCGGUGGUGGAGGCUGGUGCUGUUCCGCAUCUUAUUCGAAUUUUGUCCUAUCCAGAUGAAAAGGUCAUUGAUGCCGGCGCACGGUCACUUAGAAUGAUAUUCCAAUCAAAGCUUGCACCCAAAUAUGACGUCCUUCGGAACAAGAACAUGAUGUUUCUGCUUUCACUCCUUAAUAGCAACAAUGAGAAUGCGAUUGAACUUGCUGUUAGGAUCAUUGCACACUCCUGUGACAAAAAUGAGGAGCAGAAUGCACUUUGUGAUGCUGGAGUUUUGCAGAGACUUGUUCACCUGCUUGAAGGAUCUCUAAAUCAACGAGAUGCUAGCUUAGGUUCUAUAGUUGCAAUAGUUAAAAAUAACCGUGAAGUUGCCAUGGCAUUUGCGUCUAUUGAGAAUGGAAAAGCUUUGAGUGCCUUAACUGAGCUAAUACAUGACCGAUAUCCUCAAACAAGAUAUCUUGCCUGCAUGUGCUUGAUUGCCAUUGGACAACUUUCCUGCUAUGCACAAGAUCUGCAAACUAAAACCAAUCUUAUGCUUGUACUUGUUGAACUUCUUGAAGAUUCCAGCCAUGUUGGAGAUGAUUCUCCCUUUGCACUUCUAGAUAUAAUUACAGACAAAGAAGAGCUUCAACUACAGGCAAUUGUCAUAAACGUAGUUGAGAAGCUUUGCAACUACUUAGAAAAGAGUCCAAUCCCACCAAGACGUCUUCAGGGAAUAUUGCUUGCAUUAGCUGAACUUUGCUCCAAGUCAGAAAUAUGCAGAUGUCAGUUAAUUUCUCCGCAGUUCUUGAAUACAAUUGUCGAUGCACUAAAACAUGUGUCUGCUGGAGUGCGCAUUGCAGCAUGUACGUGCAUAAGGAACAUUUCUCGGUCUGUGAAGAAUCUUUGUGCAGGCCGUCUAUCCAAUGAAGCAGUUAUUAUUCCACUGUUUCAGCUAUUGAAUGACCCAUCUACUUCUGUACAGGAAGCUUCGCUUGGUGCUAUUUGCAAUGUGGCAAUUGAUUUCACUGCCAAAAAAUCUGCGCUAGUUAAAUAUGGCGGUGUGCCACUUCUUGUGCAGUUAUCCAAAUCGAUAGUUCCUACUCUAAGAUUAAAAUCUCUUUGCGCUUUGAGGAAUCUAAUGUUUAUUUCCGAUAGAAUCGGGAAAGAGAACAUUAUUUCAGAGCUUACCAUACCUGAACUGGCUAGCCUGAUUUGUGAUUCUGAGCAUCUCGUACAGGAACAGGCAAUGGCACUUGUAAGCAAUCUUAUCCAUGGAUGUGUAGAUUUUAUCAGGCUUGUGUUUGCAGAAGAUGGCUUAAUUAUUAAUGCUGUUAUCAGACAGUUGAGAAGUGAUUAUUCAACCCAAGUUUGUAUUCAGGGGAUGCUUUUGCUCUGCAACGUUGCAGCUGGAGAUGAAUCUCAUAAAGAAGCAGUGCUCAGUUAUCUCAUUCCUUCAAAAGCUGAAGGCUGCAGCUCCUUAAUAGUUAGUUUCUUGCAGAGCAAGGAUCAGUUCCUCAGAACAGCAGCCGUAUGGUGCAUUCUUAACCUUACUGACCCAGCUGGUAUAAACUCACCCGUUCGGGUUGGAAGACUCGUCCAAGAGGGAGGCAUAUUACUCCAAAUUAAGACCAUGGUGAAUGACCCCUGGUUGGAUUGCAAGUAUAGAGUCAGAAAGGUUCUUGAACAAUGUAUGAUCACUCAGAAUACCAAAUGUGAAGCACUAAUGAGUUGCAGUUGAAUAACCAGACUUCUGGAGAGAAUUUUACUUCUGAAUCAUUGGGAUGUAAAUGCCAACACCUUUCCAUCAACCAGUGUUUAAGCUCAUCAGCAGAAAUGUUUGUAUUGCUUGAAAGAUGUAAUUGCUCAUGAUCUAUGGCUGUGAUGAUUCAUCUCUUCGUCUUCAGAAGUUUACUCGGGAAUGUGUAAAGUUGUUUUGAGAUGAACUUUCUCUGACUCGAUCUUUGUAAUCCAGAUAAUCAGUGCUGUUGAAUUUAGAUAAUUAGUCAUCUUCAAUUUUUUCUUCU
Dendrobium catenatum is the source of this 2411-nucleotide messenger RNA. Its product is annotated as armadillo repeat-containing protein 8. Gene Ontology annotation, biological process: proteasome-mediated ubiquitin-dependent protein catabolic process. The record is from RefSeq and is a predicted model, not a curated record. Gene Ontology annotation, cellular component: GID complex. Bases 125 to 2125 code for a protein of 666 amino acids. The transcript is spliced from 8 exons. Gene Ontology annotation, molecular function: protein binding. Lineage: Eukaryota; Viridiplantae; Streptophyta; Magnoliopsida; Asparagales; Orchidaceae.